AUGAAGAGCACAAUGAGUGAGCCAUCAUUAGUUUCCUUUACCUUUCCGUUAACCAAGACUCUUAGUUGUUGUUUACGUUACCUUUGCAUCCAAAGUAAUGCUAUAAAGAUUAUUUUUUCGCAUCGAUGUGGCUGUUCUGAACUGCGUUUGGCGGGCAUUAACAUUCCUGAAUGCAGUUUUUCGGAGAUUGUUAUUGAAAUUUUCCAUAAUAAUAGGAUAAUUGAGGCUUCAAAUGCUGACAUCACGAGCAUUAAAAAAAGUGUUUCAUGGGCGGUUGAUGGCCCCUUAAUGUUUCGUGCACUGCGGCUUUUUGAGGGAUAUAUUCCUUUGACGUUGGAAUUGACUUGUGACCUCACUAGUGUUCUGAUGUAUCAAGAGGAAUGCGGACGUUGGGCGAGAAUUGGGGCUCUGCAUGAUCUUGGGCCUACUCUGAACGUCGACCACGGAAUAAUGGUUCUCCACCGUGUCCAUGAUCUUCAAGCUUUUUGCCACAUUGUGCGCUUUAUUGCAACUUCAGAGGAAGUUAAAUGUACUGUUGCUCUUCGGUUUGAUAACCUGCAGACAUUUAUAGAGCUAAAAAACUCGAACGCGACUGCAUCUGCACUUGUUGAAGGUGAGUUGUUACAAGGUCACGUUGAGGGAAGUGCAAGAACAGCAGAACUUUUUGGGUUUGCUGAACUGGCUAUGCGAGUGAGUGACACUGCUGCACUUUUUGUUGGACUUGGCAGCGAUAAUCUUGCCAUGUUUAGGUUAGAUUGGCAAUCUGUUCCGAGUGAAAGGUCUUCAGCUUUUUUAUAUUUUUCUGGUAGUUAG
Messenger RNA from Trypanosoma rangeli, 813 nucleotides. RefSeq lists its product as uncharacterized. The record is from RefSeq and is a predicted model, not a curated record. Lineage: Eukaryota; Euglenozoa; Kinetoplastea; Trypanosomatida; Trypanosomatidae. The transcript has a single exon. The coding region runs from base 1 to 813 and encodes 270 amino acids.